This is a messenger RNA of Bactrocera dorsalis (oriental fruit fly), 1459 nucleotides long. RefSeq lists its product as uncharacterized. The record is from RefSeq and is a predicted model, not a curated record. The transcript is spliced from 2 exons. NCBI's taxonomy places the organism in Eukaryota, Metazoa, Arthropoda, Insecta, Diptera, Tephritidae. Bases 185 to 1150 code for a protein of 321 amino acids.
AACAAGUGAGCAUAAUAACAAUAGGGGUAUUCGGAAUCUGUUGUAUUCGUAGUAAUUAUUUACUCUUUUUACAACGAAUUCAGAAAUACACAAGAAAAUCGCGAACACACCCAUUGUAAUGUCGUUGUAAAAUUUGCCGAACAGCUGAUUUUUGUGCCACAACAAAUAAACAAAAGUGAGAAAUAUGCCGCGAAAAAGCGAAAAAACUAAAAUAUUAGAUUUUAUUGUUGAUAAUUGUGAAGAUCAAAUUGCUGAUGUGAACGAUGCCGAUGAUGCAGCCGUGGAUGAUAUUUUAGACUGCUCUAUGGAAGAGGUGAUCAUUAUAUUGCAGUGCCGCCGAGGAAUUGAGAAAUUUAUUCCAAAAAGUAUAACUUGGCGUUUGGAUGUGUUAAGUGAACUGGAUGAUACCAGGUUGAAGCAAAUGUUAAGGGUGGAUCGAUUUCAAUUCACUCAUUUGGUUGGGUUAAUUAAAACAGACGAGGUUUUUAAUCGACUUCACUCCUGCAAACAGUUUUCUAUAGAGUUGCAAGUUGCAGUUGUGUUAUACAGACUUGGGGCUUACGGUGAAAAUGCUUCCAUAAGGAAAAUAGCUUCUAUUUUUGGAAUUGGCGAUGGAAGCACAAUUGGCGUUAUAACAGAAAGAGUAUUUAAAGCUUUCCAACGAUUGGAGAGAAAAAUUAUAUUUUGGCCAGAUUACGCUGAAAGAAAUUUAAUAGUUUCCCAAACGUUCAACGAACUUCCAUAUUGCAUUGGUUACGUAGAUGGGACAGAGAUUGCUCUUGCCGAAGCGCCCGUCCAUAACCACACGACGUAUUUUUCUAAAAAUCGACGUUACUCUAUAAAAGCUCAAGUGGUUUGUGACCACAAAUGCAGAAUUCGACAUAUUGUAGUGGGCCAUGUGGGUAGCGCUCAUGAUGCUAAAGUAUAUAAAACAUGCGCUUUGUUUCUUGAAGAGUCGAAAUUUUUUUCAGGAUUUCAGUGGCUAGCAGGUGACUCAGCUUAUCCGAUUUCCAAAACGUUAAUAACACCAUAUCGAAGCAACUCAAAGCAAUUGGACAUAGAAAAACGCAAUGAAUUUAAUCGACGCCAUAGUAAGUAUCGCGUACGAAUUAUAAAAUUGUUUUGGGUUGUUAAAAGAGAAAUUUGGUAGUCUAAAGGAGCUCAGAAUGCGAAUUCAAAACAGAGAAAGUCACAAAUUUUGUUGUGAUUGGUUUCGAGUCUGCUGCAUUUUGCACAAUAUUUUAUUAAACCAAAAGGAAAUAAAGACAAUAUUUGUCGAUCAAGAAAAUCGAGAACCAAACCAACCAGAAGAAGAAUUCCAAACUAAUACCCGACAGGAAAUCGAAAUGAAGAGACAAGGUUUAUACCAUAUGAUGUUUGACUAGUAACAGUACAAGUUUUUUAAUUCAAAAAUAAAUUUAAUAAACAAAAAGUUUAAUGAGGCACUCUUUCAUAUAAC